Erinaceus europaeus (western European hedgehog) is the source of this 2086-nucleotide messenger RNA. RefSeq names its product TNF receptor superfamily member 17 (gene TNFRSF17). Lineage: Eukaryota; Metazoa; Chordata; Mammalia; Eulipotyphla; Erinaceidae. Bases 235 to 759 code for a protein of 174 amino acids. Gene Ontology annotation, molecular function: signaling receptor activity. The transcript is spliced from 4 exons. Gene Ontology annotation, biological process: tumor necrosis factor-mediated signaling pathway. The record is from RefSeq and is a predicted model, not a curated record.
CAGAGGAGGAUGAUGAUGAAGAUGCAGACACCACAGCCCCAAUACCUCCUCCAGUGCAGUGGCACUCCUGUGUGAUAUGCUGGGGACUCGAACCUGGGCUGUCCACAUAGUAAAACAGUUAGACAUUCUAGCUCCUGUCACUGCGUUUGCUGGGGGAUUCUUGAGGAGACUGUGCGUGGCUUUCCAUGCUGUUCUAUCUGUGGCUCCCCUGUUGCUGUGGAGAUCAAGUUCCAGAUGGCUCAGCAGUGCUUCCCAAAUGAGUAUUUUGACAGUUUGCUGAGUGCUUGCAAAGCUUGUGACCUUCGGUGUUCUGGUACCCCUCCUCAGACUUGUCAGCGGCACUGUAAUUCCACGAGAGGAACAAAUACCCUUCUCUGGACCUGCUUGGGGCUGAGCUUGACAGUGUCUCUGACGGUUUUCGUGUUGAUGAUCUUGAUGAAGAUGAAAUAUGAGCCACGAAGGGACGCCUUUCAGAACACAGGAUCAGUACUGCAGAACGAGCCCAAGGCAGACCUGGAGGCUGGCAGGGCAGGCGCGGAGAUGUUUCUCUCUCGAGGCCUGGAGUACACGGUAGAAGAAUGCACCUGUGAAGACUGCAUCAGGAGCAAAGCGAAGGCUGACUCAGACCACUUCUUCCCACUCCCAGCCAUGGAGGAAGGUGCAACCAUUCUUGUCACCACAAAAACAAAUGACUACUGCAGUAGUCUUCCGGGGACCAAGUGUCACCCGGAUGGUGGAGUCUACUUCUACUGUAAUUGAUCGUGUCUGCUGGUAUAAAGCUACUUAAAACAAAGCAAAACAAGAACCAAACAACAACUUUUGUCAAGAAGAAAAGAUGUAGUGGAUGGCUUCAGGAUGAUUGCUGCUUAUAGAGCUUUUGUAUUCUGCUUCCUCCACCUCCUCCCCCUGCUGCUCCUCUCUCUCUCUCUCUCCCUCUCUCUCUCUCUCUCUCUCUCUCUCUGUCUCUCUUUAACCAGAGCACCCCUCAGGUCUGGCAUUUGUGAUGUUGUGGGUGGAAGCACCUAGGAUCAGUCAGAUAUGCAAGAACUUCAUGCUCCGUCCCAUCCUGCUGAUAGAGUUUAAAUGUUAAACAUAUUUCUCUGGGUUACUUCUGGGAGCUUCUCUGUGGAUGCUUACUUGCUUACUUGAUUAAAUUGCUGAGCUGCUGAAAACAAAACAUUACGGUGUGCAGAUCCCUUCGCCACACAUUUCUAUGACUAGACCAUGUCUCUCCUCUCAAGUGCCUGUAGCCCACGAUGAGAGAAUUGGGGUAACAAAGCCAGACGGCCUGGGAUUGAAUCCCGACACUGUUACUAGGAAACUGUAGACUUUAGGUGGCCGUGAAUUACUCUAUGCCUCAGUUCUCUCACUGGUAAGCAUCUGCUUGUAAGGGUGUUUUAUUAAAGACUGAAUGAAUAUAUGUAUAUGUACACAUAGUUACACACUCACUUAUGUUGCUCCUUAAAAGUACCUGGCUCCUGAGUAUUCUGUGUUGGUUGCUAUUGCUGUGAUCUUUUUUUUCUGCCUCCAGGGUUAUUGCUGGGGCUCGGUGCCUACACCAUGAAUCCAUGAAUCUGCUCCUGGAGGUCAUUUUUUCCCUUUUGUUUUACCAUUGUUGUGGUUAUUAUUAUCGUUGUUAUUGAUGUCAUUGUUGUUGGAUAGGACAGAGAGAAAUGGAGAGAGGAGGGGAAGACAGAGAGGGGGGAGAGAAAGACAGUCACCUGCAGACCUGCUUCACCGCCUGUGAAGUGACUCCCCUGCAGAUGGGGAGCCGGGGGCUUGAACCGGGAUCCUUAUGCCGGUCCUUGCGCUUUGUGCCACGUGCGCUUAACUCACUGUGCUACUGUCCGACCCCUGGUGUGAUAAUUUUUAUUAGCCCUUUGAGCUGUAAUCUCUCUGAGGGCAAGUACAACCUUCUUGUCUCUUAUAUGGCCUUAGAAAUUUGAUUCUGGGGGCCCGGGUGGUGGCGCACCUGAUUGAGUGCACAUGUUACAAUGUGCAAGGACCCACCUUUGGGUCCCCGGGGAGAGAAAGAUUUAUGAGUGAAGCAGGGCUGCAGGUGUCUCUGUCUCUCUUCCUUUCUAUC